GUUGAUUUUAGACAUAAUCAUUUCUUUCUAUUUGGAAUGUGAUUAAUCAAUCCUUCAGGUUCUUUUUCAAAUGAAACACCUCGAUUAACAAUAAUAUCAGUUACUCUAAAUUCAGUGGAAAAUAGAACCUUCUACAGGAAAUACGAUAUUACAUAAAGCACAGCCAGUGAAUAAUUCUUUUAUAAUCAUUUGAAUUAAAAUUAUCAAAUAUAAUAGCCUAAUAUCUUGAAUCUAAGCAAGUUAAAUAACACUUAUCACAUUUUAAGGAAGAACCAUCAUGAAUUUUAGGGAUCAUCAAGUUUUCUCUUUUCAUGUCAACAAUAUCUUUGAUGUAAUGUAAUACAGUUCCUACAAGAUUUUAGAGUUAUUUAUUUGA
This is a messenger RNA of Paramecium sonneborni, 376 nucleotides long. The record is from the annotation of a GenBank genome assembly. Lineage: Eukaryota; Ciliophora; Oligohymenophorea; Peniculida; Parameciidae.